Messenger RNA from Aspergillus japonicus CBS 114.51, 1760 nucleotides. RefSeq names its product putative MFS transporter. Lineage: Eukaryota; Fungi; Ascomycota; Eurotiomycetes; Eurotiales; Aspergillaceae. Gene Ontology annotation, cellular component: membrane. The record is from RefSeq and is a predicted model, not a curated record. The transcript has 5 exons. Gene Ontology annotation, molecular function: transmembrane transporter activity. Bases 148 to 1665 code for a protein of 505 amino acids. Gene Ontology annotation, biological process: transmembrane transport.
GCGGGAUUUAACUUGUUUGGUUCUCCGCAAUCGGCGGCAGAAUUUUUUUCUAUUGACGAGCGAUAAUCUUAUCUAUACAUCACUCCAACCAUAAAUCUCCGGCAGAUGCAGAACCGCUGAAUCUUUUUCAUUUUCGAGGGAAAAAAGAUGAUUCAGGUGCCCGGAGCUGGGGGCGAUGAAGCCCAUGACCGACACAAGGAUGAGGCUUUGGAGGUGGUCAAUAGUGAAGAGGCGUUGGAGAUCGACCCCGCGGUGGAGCGACGGGUCUUGCGCAAGAUUGACCUGUUCUUCAUGCCUGCGAUGUUGGUUGGCUAUGGGUUUGUUUACUGGGAUAAGGCUAUCCUCGGUAGUGCCUCAUUAUUCGGCAUGACCAGCGACUUGGCCCUUUCGGUAGUGGACUAUAGCACCACACCCCCGACCAAGAACACCUCGCGACUGAGCUGGGCCACGUCCAUCUUCUACUUCGGCAUGAUGGCCGGUCUGUACCCGAUGACUCUGGUGCUGCAGCGGUUCAAGAUCCAGCAUGUCUUGGGUCCGAUUGUCAUGCUGUGGGCCAUUACCUGCGCGGCUACUGCUGGUGUCACUUCGUGGCGGGGCCUAUUCGUCCAGCGCUUCUUUCUCGGCUUCGUUGAAAGCGUGAUCCCCACCGGGUUCAUGACCGUGAUCAGCGGGUACUACACGCAGAAGGAGCAAACCCUGCGCCAGGCGAUCUGGUUCUCCGGGACCGGGUGGUUCACCAUCAUCGGUGGGGCGCUCAACUACGCCUUCGGUCAGAUUACCACAGGCGCGCUCCGGCCGUGGCAAUACAUCUACAUCUUCGCGGGAGUCCUCACCUUCCUCUUUGGGAUCUGGUGCUGCAUUCUGCCCAACUCCCCCGUGUCCGCCUGGUUUCUGACCCCCGAGGAGCGGGUGGUCGCCGUGGAGCGCCUGCGACGCGGCCAGACGGGCGUGCGAUGCCAGACGAUCAAGAUGUCGCAGAUAGUGGAAGCAUUCACCGAUGUAAAGGUGUAUUUGAUUGCUAUCAUGAUGGCUGCUGCCUACACAAUCAACGGCGCCAUCUCGGGCUUCGGCCCUCUGAUCGUCUCCACCUUCGGCUACAACACGCUCGCCUCGAUCUUGUUCCAAUUCCCCGUGGGCGCCAUCUGCAUCGUCUUCAUCCCGCUGGUCGGCUACAUCCCCACCGUCCUCCCCAACACCCGCAUUCUGCUGCUGGUGACCUGCUGCCUCCCCGUCAUCGCCGGCUGCGUCAUGAUCUGGAAAUCCAGCUGGGGAUACCAUCCCGCCACGCCGGUAGUCGGCUACGCGCUGACGGGCUUUUUCGGCCCGGUAGUCAGUCUGAUUAUCACGCUGGGUGCGAGCAACGUCGCCGGCGCCACCAAGAAGACCAUCAUGGCCGCCACGGUGUUCGUGGCCUACGCCGUGGGCAACAUCAUCGGCCCGCAGCUGAUCAAGUCCGAGACCGUCGGGCAGCACUACCCCGAGCUGUGGACGGGGAUGGUUAUCUGUUACUGUAUUGUGAUUGCGGCUGCCGGGGCGCUUUGGGUGGUUCUCUGGCGGGAGAAUCGGAAGAGAGACGCGGCCGGGCUGGAUGAAGAGCUGCGGGAUAAGUUGGGGUUCCAGGAUCUCACGGAUCGGGAGAAUGGGUGGUUCCGGUAUGUGCUUUAGUUGGAUGGUAUGUGGUGGGAUUGAUAGUGUUGGUUCUGGCUGGUUCACACGAUUUCUUCGGCGAAACCAUGGAAUUGUUAGGGUAGUCUUUGGAA